This is a messenger RNA of Tetrahymena thermophila SB210, 1896 nucleotides long. RefSeq lists its product as hypothetical. The transcript has a single exon. The record is from RefSeq and is a predicted model, not a curated record. Lineage: Eukaryota; Ciliophora; Oligohymenophorea; Hymenostomatida; Tetrahymenidae.
AUGAAUAAUUUAUUUAUAGAAGAUAAUAACAAUAUCAUCAAAGCUGGCUUGAUAAAAAGAAGCUAAAAGAGCAGCAUUUUAUAUAGAAGUACUCCUAGUAGCAAUAAAGAUAUAAUAAAAUAAACAUUAGAUAUUUUUUAGAGUAUAAAAAGAUAAUAUAAGCGAGAUUAGAGUGAAAAAAGGGAAGAUAAUGAAGAAUAAAACAACUCCUCAAUAGAUAGCAAUUAGUUAAAAGCUAGUGAAGAGUAAUAUUUAACACAUGAUCAUCUUAUUUAUAGCUCAAGUGAUAUUGAUGAAAUAGAUUGUAAAGAUGAUUAUCACUCAAUAUGGGAUAAUGAUGAAUUAAUUCUAAAUGGGAUAUUCGAUUUAGAUAAGCUAAAUAUCUAUCAGCUCUAUAAAGUUAGGGCAUUAACAUACUAACCAUAAAAUUAGCAAACUAUGUCAAACUAAAAAAUACUUUACAGUUUUUAAAGUCUUUACAAACUGAUUGAUGAUAUGAGGAAAAAAAAGAGAUAGCGGUUUACAACUAGUAAUUUAAACUUUCAAUAAAAGUAUGAUUUAAAUGUCGAUGAUUGGAAGUCUUUUUAAAAUGAUUAAUUAUAAAUAGUUAAAGAUUUAAAGUAAGCUGAUUAAUUUAAAACAUUUGAAGAUUAUUAUAGCAAUUAUGUAUAAAAUGAGAAAUUAAAAAGAAGAGAACUGAAAUACAACAGGUAUGAAGAAGCCUUUUUGAAUAGCUAAAAUUCACUCAAUAAAAACAAACAUACUUAAUAGAGAGCAAUCGAAGCUCUAAAAAGGAAAUUUCUUAUGGAGCAUAAUGAUUAAUUAAAUCCUUAGUAAGAUGAUAAAAAUUUACAACUUAACGAAUAUUACUAAUACAACAAUAGCUAAAUAAACAAAGAAUAAUAUCCAACUAUUUGCUAAAGGAGUAACCUUGCAAUCAAUAGUUUAUAAUCAGAUAAAAUUCCAAAACAUUUUUAAAUAAAAAGAGUGCUUUCUACUAAAUAACUAAGUACAGAGUCAUCUUUAAAUUCUCCUAAAAAUAAAGGCAGUAAAGAUAAUCAUCUACUUUUUAGCUCUGGAAAUUUUAGCAACUUUAACUCUUCUUCUUUCAAUACUUCUAAUUUUAGUUUUAUAGGAGCAAGAAGAGUUGAUUCUAUUGAUUUUUCAAACUAGUAAAAACCUUUGAUACUUACAACUCAGCCUUCAAUAAAUAUUGAAAAUAAAAAUGGGCAAAAAUAAAAUUUUAAUAAUAUUUAAAAUAAUAAUAUACAAUCAUUAAAAAAUUUGGAUGUAUAAAGCGAAGAAACCCAGCUUAAAGAAUCUAGCCCCUAAAAAAAGAGACUUAUUAGAUAUUAAUCUUAAGAAGCUCUGUAAGGAUAAGAUUUUAUUUCUACAAACAGAGAAAAUUUUGUUUAUAAACAAACUUAAAGCCCAUUAGUUCCAUAAAAUAGUUUAAGAUUUAAUUUAGAUAAUGCUGUAUAACAAAAGUUAUUCAUUAACACAAGCAAAAUAGAAAAUUCUCCAAUAAAAUGUAGUUUUAUACCUAUCAGUGAGACUGCUAAAAAUUCUCCAACUAAAAUAUCUUAAUUUAAUUAAUUCUAAAUGAAAAACAACAACUAGCAUGAAAAGCAAUUUAUCAACUUUUUACCAAAGCUAAGCUUUUAGUCUUAAGUUACUUAACCAGAAAUCAAAAGAAAUAAAUCUUUUUUGCAUAAUUAAUAGAUCUGUAACCAAACUCAAAGAAUGGAAACUGUCAUAAACGAUAGAAAGACUUUAUCCUCUUCUAAAUCGGUAGCUAAAUAAGUUUUUAACUUUGAUAAAUAUACUAUUUUAAAAGAUAGCCCUUAGAGGAUAUAAGAAAAAAAUUAAAACGCUAUAUUUUUAUAACAACAAUGA